GGCAUGACCACCCCAUGCGAUUCUGCCAUUUGAUUAAUUCCUGUAGAUCGGCCGCCUUUGCAUUGAUUUCCAGCGACCGUUUUUGACGUUGAUCCGAUCAUGUCAAAGGGAAUCAAAUUUGCUCGCGUCACAAGCAAGUGUGGAAUGGGGCAGCAUCAUCAUUGUCAUCAUCAUCGUAUCGAAUCAUGGUUUUCUCGUGGGGGGACGGCAAACACUGGAAAAUAGGUUACGAUGGCGGCGGAAGAGUUGCAGAUGAUGGUGGUGGUGGUGGAGGCGUCGGGGGAAAGGGCGUCGCGGCGCACCAACAUCGCUCCGGCGUCGCGGCGACCAAAACCCGGCGGAGCGAGCAGUGCAGAUGCGACCGAUCCUGCGUUGCCGCCGGGAAGUCAUCAGCGUCUCAUCAGAGGAAGAAGUGCUGCAGAGCGAUGGAACGCAAGGAACAGCUGCGGCUGGACUUCGAGCAGCAGGAGCAGCUCAAGAAUCAGAUCGAUGACUUCAAGAAGGAUCCGGAGAAGAUGCAGGAUUUGAACGCGUUUCUCGACGACGUCGUCGAGAAGGCUGCGGUGGAGGCCACCACACGCCAGCUCAAGAAGUCCAAAACAGACCCCUUCAGCGGCUUGCAAAAUGGGAGCAAACGCAUCGGUGCGUCUAUAAACAAGGCGAAAACCUCUGCAAAGACGUUUGCAACGCGCGUCUUCACGGCGAUCUGCAACUGCACCAAUUCAGUGAAGAGCGCCGUCAUCAACAAGCAUUAGAUUCGAAAGGAAGCCGGUCUCUCUCGCGAACUUUCUGCAAAAACUAAAAAAAAAAAUCCCCACACAAAAGAAAACAACAAAUUGUAUAAUCAACACAACAAUAUUCAGACUAACUUUUGGUCAAUUACGUACAAGAACAACAGCAACAAAAAAUUGCACAGGAAUUAAAUUUAUGAUUUGUCUAUCUUUUUGAUGAGAUUUUAUGCGUAUUUAUAUAUACAAGUGGCGAGAAGGGUACAUAAUACAUAUAUAUAUAUUUACACGUUAUUGAUAUUUCGAUCCGGACGUUAAAAAAAAAAUACAGGAAAUUGACAAUCAACGGCGACGCGAGAGGAUGAAGUAAUGAGAAGAAGGGGUUGAAAUUGGGGGGUUUGUCUUCGGUUCCUGCCUACUUUGCAAAUAAAACCAUGAAAUAAUAAUCCUCGAUGUGUGUUUUGUGUAGCAAUAAAAUUCUAUGGAUGUUAUUGUUUCUUAGAGUUUUAAUGUUUUGCGUUUGUCGGUGUACAAAAAUGAAUCUAUAUAAAAUGAAGAAGAUGA
Molecule: messenger RNA, 1292 nt
Organism: Nicrophorus vespilloides
Lineage: Eukaryota; Metazoa; Arthropoda; Insecta; Coleoptera; Silphidae
Exons: 3
Coding region: 186-755 (189 amino acids)
Source: RefSeq, a predicted model, not a curated record